This is a messenger RNA of Penicillium riverlandense, 876 nucleotides long. RefSeq names its product oxygenase MpaB family protein. Lineage: Eukaryota; Fungi; Ascomycota; Eurotiomycetes; Eurotiales; Aspergillaceae. Gene Ontology annotation, molecular function: oxidoreductase activity. The coding region runs from base 1 to 876 and encodes 291 amino acids. The transcript has a single exon. The record is from RefSeq and is a predicted model, not a curated record.
AUGGCCACCGUCUCGAACCCCCCGUCGCCCCUGACCUCCCAGGAGGGCAACGAGGCGUACCACAUCACCACUGACUCCAGCCGCCUACACGCCCUGGAGCAGCUGGAGAUCCUCCCUCAAAUCCUGCAAGAAGGCAUCCUGUUCGCGGGAUCGGGAGCAGCUCUCUUACUCCAGGCGGCCAUGCCAGCGAUGCGUCAGGAUAAUCCUGGCCCGGACGCCCUGGCGACGGAGCUGCUGGAGGCUCUCCAGGCGCACAUCAGCUACAUCUCUUGCCUGGUGUUUGGCAGCCGGACCGAACGCAAGACGCUCUUGGACAUGCUGCACCGCGGCGAGGCACCGCUCAUGGGCGGCGGCCGCUCGAACCGGUUCGCCGACCAGCCGGAGCUUCAGACGUGGAUGGCAGCCACACUCUACGCCACCUCGACCGACUUCUACCAGCGCGUGUACGGACGCGUCGACUACCGCACAGCUCAGCGCGGCUACGACGAGUUCACCCUGCUGAUGAACUGCCUGGGCAUUCCCUCGGGCGCCUGGCCGGCAACGCGGCAGGCCUUCUGGUCGUACUGGGAUGACCAGGUUACCCGACUAACCGUCUCGCCCGACGCCGCCCGUUUCGCGCGCGACAUCCGCGAGAGCAAGGACAUGCCGCCGUGGGUGCAGCGCAUGAAACCGUUUCUGCGCGCCGUGACGAUCGAGAUGCUGCCGCCGCAGCUGCGUGACGGCUACGGCCUGCACUCGACUGCCACCACACGUUUUCUGUACCGCUCGUGGAUGGGCUUCUCCGUGGCGGUCUACCCGGCCAUGCCCGCCAAGAUGCGCUCGUACCCGCUGCGUUUCUAUCAGGACCGUCUCCGCGAGAAACUGAAUGUUGUAUGA